ACUGUUCAGUUGGAAGCGCGCGCGUCGGGCGAGUAGAUAUUAACAGGAAAAAAGGUUUUGUUUUUGAAUUUUUCCAGUAGCGACAUAUUUAACAUUCCGCUUGCGGUUGCAGCAGAAAUAUCGGGCAACGGUGAAACGGAGAAAGAAUUAAAUAAAAAAAAAAAAAGCGCUCGAGAAGCAAGCAAGCAAACGCUCACACGGCCACAGGUAGCUAGCUCUCCCGGCUGAGAAGCUUCAAGUGCGGGUCAUGCGGGUGUAUCCGGACUCAGGGCGAGUCGUGUCCCAGUGCUGCUAGUUCUCCGAGAAGCCGAUCAUCACUUCGCCUCCGCCGGACGGGGACUGAGGACGAACCAUGUCCCGAAGGAAGCAGAGUAAGCCCCGUCAGAUCAAACGUUCUAUUGGGGAUCUUGAUGGUGGAGAAGACAAUCCACCUGAUGAUGUCAGUCUCUCGGGGGAAGAGGCAGGGGCCUCGGACCAGGAUGACUCGGCGGAGUGCGAUGAGUCCAGUCCCUCCUUUGCGCCUCUUUAUAAUGAAGAGCCCAGAACACACGAAUCUCCAGACACACCAGACAUUGAUGAGGAAGAUGAGAAAGGCUGGAAACCCAGUGACGAGGAAGAGAUACAGAUGGAAGACAAGGAGGAGGAGGAGGAGGAGGAAGUGGAGUCAAACUGGAAUGGCCCAGAUGAUUUGAAGCUGUGUAAUGGACCAGAGGACUGUAAGGUUCUGGCUCGCAAGGACCUCUUGGUGGACACACUCUGGGGCCCAUUCUCUGGAAGCAUCCAGUCAGAUGAAACUGCAAAUGGAGUAUCCAAUCAGAGUCUGUUGUGUGAGGAUGUGGACUGUUGGCUCACAAGAAUCCCUGUGACGACCUGUUCCUCAGAAGCAAACUGCAUCAUUUACAGUCAAGGUGAUGGUCUGUACUGUAAGCUCACUCAGGAGCUCUCUAGUGGAGAUGCUUUAGUGGCCAUACUUUCCUGGACCAGCGCAGCACAGCAGGCUGAGACCCAAACUCUUAACCCCACAGUGAAGGAGGAGCCGGAAUACCCAGCAACCCUGCCUUCUGAUAUCCAGCUCCUCCCACAGCAGGCUGGCAUGGCUGCCAUUUUGGCAACUGCAGUUGUUAACAAGGAUAUAUUCCCAUGCAAAGACUGUGGGAUCUGGUAUAGAAGUGAGAGGAACCUGCAAGCUCAUCUCAUGUACUACUGUGCAAGCCGGCAGAAGCAAAAGGCCACGGCUUCCCCUCCACAGGACAAGCCCAAAGACUCCUACCCUAAUGAGAGGGUUUGUCCAUUCCCCCAGUGCAACAAGAGUUGUCCCAGUGCUAGCUCAUUGGAGAUCCACAUGAGGACACACAGUGGUGAGCGUCCGUUUGUCUGUUUGAUCUGCUUGUCCGCAUUCACUACCAAGGCCAACUGUGAGCGGCAUUUGAAAGUGCACACUGACACUCUAAAUGGUGUGUGCCAUGGCUGUGGAUUCAUCUCUACAACUCGAGACAUCCUCUACAGCCAUCUGGUCACUAGCCACAUGAUGUGCCAGCCUGGUUCUCGCAGUGAAGGCUACUCCCCCAAACUUCCAGUGGCCACAGGCCUGAGUCCUGGAGACUCUGGCAUAUUGCUGAAGUGUCAAGUGUGUGGAUUUUCAGCAGACACCCCUGCUCUGCUCCAACAGCAUGUCCAUACCCACCUGGAGGUCAGGGUUCCUGUUGAAAGGAGCCACACACCUCGCCAAGGUAACCCUGUAACCUCAGAGCUCUCUGAGUCUCAAGACCAAGAGCUAUCAGCCAGCAUGCCCAGACCAGACUCUUCCAGCCCUGGGGCCAAUGGUGGAGCAGCCACCUCCCGUGACUGCUGUUCUCCUGAGCAGCUGACGAUCAAGGAAGAGCCACAGUCUGACUCAGAGAGUGAAACAAGGGAAGAAGAGCAGGAUGGUAAUCAUAGUGCAAAUGCAACAGAGCCAAGCUCUCCUCAUCCUACCUCUCCUAAGAGUCCCUCGGUCAUUGCAGUAAAGGCAGAGCCGACCAGUCCCACUCCAGGCUCUAGCCCUGUUCACUUGGGAGCAGGGGGAUCAGUGUUACCUGGUGGAGCUUUGUUUCUGCCCACUUACCUCUUCAGCCCCGAGGCUGCCAUUAUGCCCCAGGCUUCUGAAAUCCUGGCCAAAAUGUCUGAAAUGGUUCAUAGUAGGCUGAAGAGUGGGCAGGUCUCAGCAUCUGCACAAGGUUUCUACUCCACAGGCUCUCCGGCUGGUGUCCUCAAGGGGGCAACAUGCUUUGAGUGUGACAUCACCUUCAAUAACAUCAACAACUAUUAUGCCCACAAGAGAUUGUACUGCUCCAGCAGACACCAGCAAGGGGAGGGAUCAGGCCUGGUAACAGAUGAUCCAGUAACUACAGCAGCCGUUACAGGUCAUGAUAACUCUCCACAAGCAGGACCAGGCAAUUCUACAACUUCAGCUUCCCCUAGCUACACUGACUCUGCAGUGGUUGACCCAGUUACAGACAGCCAGCCAACUGAGGUGAAGAGUGAGACUCCAGGACUGAAAGACACGGUAUGCUCAUCUUCCUCAGAGGGUGAGGGCGGUGGAGGGGGUAGGAUAAGUGAGGGGAGCCAAAGCCCUGCAGAAAUCAGUGGAUCAGCUGAAGACCUGGAUGAGGAUCCCACUCGUACUUUCUGUCAGGCCUGCAAUAUCCGCUUUAGCAGACAUGAGAACUACAUUGUUCAUAAGAAAUUUUACUGUGCCUCACGUCACGACCCUUCCAACCACCGCCUCUUGGCAGGCAAAGUUGCCUUUGUGCCACAGCCCAUUCGUACACGGAAACGCAAAAAGAUGUAUGAAAUCCAUAUGGCACGGAAUGAGGCCCUGGCUAGUGCUGCUGCCCUUCCUGCUGUACCAGGCAUAUCAGUGAAACAAGAGGGUGCCAGUGCCCACUCUGGGCCACCUGUGACCACAGUUGCCAGCUCUGCUCGCAGUUCUAGUCCAGAGAGUGAUGGCCCCAUUGACCUUAGCAAAAAGCCCUGCUUGCGGGAGAACUCGAGAGGAAAUAAUAUUCCAGCUUUGCCCCUCACGGAUUACCACAAAUGUACAGCCUGCAGUAUCAGCUUCAACAGCAUUGAGAAUUACCUGGCCCACAAAACUUACUACUGCCCUGCCACCGCCUUGCAACCUCAAACCCGGGAGCAGCUGCAUCGGCUUAAAAGACCCACUUCCACUUCCCCUAAGAACAGAGUUCCUGAUCUGCAUCCUGACACCAAAAGCCACCAAACUGGAAAGCCCACGGUGGUCCCUCACACCUCUGUCUUACCCAGUCUGGAGUCUACCUCUCAUUCUGUGACUGGGUUGAAGACCCCCAGCACUCCUCCUGUGAUUUGUCCUUACUGCCCUCCUAAUCGGGCAGUGACAUCUGAUCUGGUGGAGCAUUUCAGGACGGCUCAUGGGCUGGUCCUUACCACACAGCAGCAGUCUGAGGUUCAGCCACCCAGUGUUAGUCCCAGCAACAGCCUCAGCCCUCGUAAUGGAGCUCCAUUAACCCCUCCUAAACCAAGCCCCAGACCCCAGAGGGAUGGUCUAAAUGGCCGGACCAGGAGGGAUGCUGCCUCUCCCUCCUCUCCCCUGCUCAAUGGAAGCCCUGUAGCACAACAUCCUAUUGGGGCUGGCUCUCCUAAAGCAACCCCCCCUGCCCUCUCACCCACAGGCUCAAUUCUUUUGACUGUGUCACCUGUGUCUGACACCUUGAGAGAGUUGGGGUCACCAGGACAUACCACCACUCACUUGGUUCUCUCAGAGAAAGCUGUAAGCCACAUAGCCCCAACAACGCAGAAGGCAGUCCUUGCAACAGCAUUACAAAAUGGGAAUACUCGCUACUGUCGGCUGUGCAACAUCAAAUUCAGCAGCCUGUCCACCUUCAUUGCACACAAAAAGUACUACUGCUCCUCCCACAGUGCUGAACAUGUCAAGUGAGUCUGCCAUUCACACCAUUACCCUCAACUCUGCAAGUGCCAAGUGUCACAUGUGCAAGUGGCUUUGCCCUUCCCGAUCUCAACAUUGUAUGAAAGUGGGACUGUUACUAUCCUGGAGCUGAGGUUGCAAUGCCAACCCUGCUGUUUCUGCAGUUGUUACUAUGGUAACUUAUUGCUUAUUAUGGGUCACAUUUAUAUUACACUAAAUAAUUAAACAUGCUACUUGUGCACAGAAAUGUGCCCAAUUGACCUAUAACUAUCCUUAUAAUGGCCCACCACUGAGUUUAACCCAUGUAUUAUAUCUGCUGAUGGGACACUAGAUCCCAUAUUUAUUCCAAUUAAUUCACUCUUUUACUUUUGUUUUAACCAUUCUUGUGCUUGAUGUUGUUUAUUUCUUUCAAUGAUGGCAUCAUGCAUCAUGUCCCAUACCGAUUGUAGUUUUCCUGAGCCAUAAAUAGUUAUUAAUUUGGGGGAAGUCUGUCCCCCAAUGUAAUUGUAUAACUCAAGUCUCUUAAUUUCAUGAUGUACUACGAUAUUUUUGUCCAUACACUGAAUCAUCUUUUAUAAGAAAAAAGAAAAACAGAGUAACUCAAUAGAUACUGGUUUUGUGAAGUUAUCGGCUCCAGAUGGAAGAGUUGAAGAAGGGAAAUAUGAACUUAUGUGUCCUUUAAGUCUUUACUUAUUUUACUUUCACAGAAUACUACCUACUGUCUUUUUAUGAAAAAGAUUUAUAUUUUUGUUUCUGUGUAUAUAUAUAUUUUUUUUCAUACUGUUCAUAGCAACCAUUUCAAGGGUAGUGUAUUGUAUGUUCUUAGUUCUUAGGUAUGUGUCUAUUCGUGGUAAUUUCUGGGACACUGAGUACUCCUGUUUUCACAGUUGUCAGCAUUGCAUUUACAAUAUCUGAUUGGUAAGUGUUGGAAUAGUGCAUCAUGAGUGCACUAUAUUCUCUCUCAGUAUUGGCUCUGGGUCAGAGGUUUUAUAUGAGGUGGUUGAGAACGUCAGUCCAUUAUGAAUCUUCAUGAAGUUUUUUGUUUAAGAGCGAUGGGACGAGGAGGUCUGCUCAGUAUUCCUUCUGUCUUUAACUCGAUCACUCCACAGUCAGUCACAUUCACAGCCCUGUCGACCUGCUGAUAAUCUGUUGUCUAUACAGUACUAUGGUAUGGACACACUCUACACUCACUGGCAAAUCUUGAAUGGUGUGUGACUAUUGGUUGCUGUUGUUUCCAUUUUUAAUCCAGCAAUGAAGUUUAGCAUAUUAAAUAUAUACUUCAGAGGGUUCUAGCAAAAUGAAGAUUUACCUUAAUCUCUCUUGCAAGGUCUUGAGUCCCACUGGUAUCCCACUGCAUCCCUACAAUUCCCUCUCUGGCUCACUGUUCAUCUUUUGGAGUAUGGCAUUUGAAAGUUGCAGUGUAGUGCAGUCUUUACACUUUGAACAAGCUACCUUGCAAAGCCUUACUUGAUGACACAAAUGAGUAUGUCUGAAACAGCUAGCAAGUGGGCUUCCUUUCCGUUACUAGAGCCGUUUCUGGUGUUACAAAGAACACAGGCUGCUCUAGAGAGAGCGGGUGUGAUUUCUCUGUGCAGUGGGUUUGAAUUGGUGCUGCACCUGUAGUAUGCCACACACAAUUGUUUAUUAUUCUGUUGUUUUGCCUUUGCUAGCAAUCACAUACUCAUGACCAGUGCUGAAGGCCCAUUUUUACCUAUCUGGUUCCCGUUUUUAUUGCACUGUGUUGUAUAAAAAUGCUGAAUGUUUUACUUUAAGAAGCUUUUUUUUUUUUGUAUUGUACUUAAGUUUUACAGCACUUUUCCUUGUUCAAACCUACGCCUGAAGGACUGAGAAACAUUUGCAUUAACGAAGUUAAUUAAGGUAUUUUGUGUAUAAUUACAAAUUGUUGGAAAAAUGAUUAUGAAUGUCAUACCUUUUUUCUUUUUUAAUUACAGUCUCUAUGAAAUGUUCCACUACACACUUGUCCAACUAUGCAUGGGAAAAAAAAAAUAAACAGUCCUGGAGGAAAUUUAAAGUGCAAA
Ictalurus furcatus (blue catfish) is the source of this 5982-nucleotide messenger RNA. RefSeq names its product zinc finger protein, FOG family member 1 (gene zfpm1). Gene Ontology annotation, molecular function: RNA polymerase II-specific DNA-binding transcription factor binding. Bases 353 to 3955 code for a protein of 1200 amino acids. Lineage: Eukaryota; Metazoa; Chordata; Actinopteri; Siluriformes; Ictaluridae. Gene Ontology annotation, biological process: negative regulation of transcription by RNA polymerase II; positive regulation of transcription by RNA polymerase II; megakaryocyte differentiation. The transcript has 9 exons. The record is from RefSeq and is a predicted model, not a curated record. Gene Ontology annotation, cellular component: nucleus.